Messenger RNA from Solea senegalensis (Senegalese sole), 5087 nucleotides. It is a transcript of the gene tns2a, whose product is annotated as tensin 2a. Lineage: Eukaryota; Metazoa; Chordata; Actinopteri; Pleuronectiformes; Soleidae. The record is from RefSeq and is a predicted model, not a curated record. The coding region runs from base 300 to 5087 and encodes 1595 amino acids. Gene Ontology annotation, biological process: peptidyl-tyrosine dephosphorylation. The transcript has 26 exons. Gene Ontology annotation, molecular function: protein tyrosine phosphatase activity.
GUGGUGAGAGGUGGGUGGAGGGGGAACAAGCGUGUAUCCUUCCCUCUGUCCCUGCAGCGGCGUUGAAGCUGAGCCAGGAAAAGGGGAAGGGCCUCCUUCUCCUCCUCUGUCCAGCUGACAAAAACAGCUGCCCGGGCCAGGAGCCACAGGCUGGAGCCCGAUCAGAGGAGGACGAGUGCACACAGAGGGACAGACAGACAGAAGAAGAGGAGGAGGAGGAGGGAAGACAGAAGGAGAGUAAACAGAAGGAGGACGAGGAGGAGGACAUCCCCUCCUCGGCUGGGAGCCUGUCCACCUAUAUGGGUUGCGUCCUGAGCUCGGACUGGUGCGGGGAGGAAGAGGUGCAACCGGUACCGGUGGUCAGGAGCUCGUCUAUGAAGAGAAGGAGCCUGGAGAGGAGUGACAGUGGCAGGAUGAGGCUCAUGAAGGCGGGGAAAGGAGAGCCCCACGUGUUCAAGGAGAAGACCUUCAAGAAGAAGCGUCAGUGCAGCGUGUGUCGACAGAGCGUGGACCACGUGGGCUCCUUCUGCAGAGUAUGCAAGACGGCCACCCACAGGAAGUGCGAGGUCAAGGUGACCUCUGCGUGCAUCCCGGUGCCUUCCAAUGAUCUGCAGCGUCGGGGGACGGCACCUUCUCGACACACCCAACACCUGGGAUCCACCAAGUCUCUGACCUACACCAAACAGAGAAGCACUCUGCCAAGGAGCUUCAGCGUGGACCGUGUGAUGGAGAGAGUGAUGGAGCGUCACUACGACUUCGACCUGACCUACAUCACCGAGAGGAUCAUCUCCGUCUUCUUCCCGCCGAAGCUGGAGGAGCAGCGAUAUCGGCUCAACCUGAAGGAGGUGGCGGCCAUGCUCACGUCCAAACAUCAGGACAAGUUUCUGCUCCUGAAUCUCUCCGAGCGACGCCACGACAUCACCAAAAUAAAUCCAAAGGUUCAUGACUUUGGCUGGCCUGAUCUCCACGCCCCACCGCUGGAUAAGAUCUGUGCCAUAUGCAAGGCCAUGGAGACGUGGCUGAUCUCUGACCCCCAGCACGUGGUGGUCCUGCACUGCAAGGGCAACAAAGGGAAGACAGGAGUGAUUAUUGCGGCCUACAUGCACUACAGCAAGAUCUCAGCAGGGGCGGACCAGGCUCUCAGUACUCUUGCCAUGAGAAAGUUCUGUGAAGAUAAGGUGUCCUCGUCUCUCCAGCCGUCCCAAAACAGGUAUAUCUAUUAUUUCGGGGGUCUUCUGUCUGGAGCGAUCAAGAUGAACAGCAGUCCUCUGUUCCUGCACCAAGUUCUCAUCCCAUCACUGCCCAACUUCCAGGGUGAAGGAGGUUACCACCCCUUCUUGAAGAUCUACCAGGCCAUGCAGCUGGUCUACACAUCAGGCAUUUAUGACCUUCAAGGCACCGGGGGGAGGCGUCUGUGUGUGUCUGUGGAACCGGCGCUGCUGCUGAAGGGUGACAUCAUGGUGAAAUGCUACCACAGGAGAGUCCAGAGCGCCGACAGAGACACGGUGUUCCGGCUGCAGUUCCACACGUGCACCGUCCACGGAUCCCAGCUGUGGUUUGGCAAAGGCGAGCUGGACGAAGCUUGCAGUGAUGAGCGUUUCCCAUCUGACGCCACAGUCGAGUUUGUCUUUUCCUCUGGACCUGAGAGAGUCAAAGGUCGCGAGUACCAGAAAAACGACCCGGCUGUGACGGUGGACUACAACACCGCUGACCCAGUGGUGCGCUGGGACUCCUACGAGAACUUCAAUCAGCGUUACCAGGACAGUCUGGAAGAUAUUGCCCACACCAGAGGUCCACUAGAUGGCAGUCUCUACGCUCAGAUUAAGAAGCGCCGUGGCGCCGGCUCUGGUUCUCUCAGCUCUACUAACGGCAGCAGCCCAGGAGCUGGCCUUUGUGAGGACAGGCACGAUCAUCUCAUCCCUCACGGUUCCGACUCCGCCCUUUCAGGCCAUUCCAUGCAUUUGAACCAAUCAUCGGUCCACUGUGACCGGCAGGAGGAGCUUGUCCGUCCCCCGCCUCCGACUAGACAGGAGCGGGAGGAGCUUGAACGUCUUCUUGGCGGCAUCGAGGGAAAUCGCGACGGAGAGCGAGAGACGGCGAUCCUGGAUGACGGAGAUUCUUUGCCCUCGGAGCGCAGUGGCACGCUGAGGCUUAGUCGCUCGUGUUCUUGCCGCGACGGCUACCGGUCCCAGCGCUGUGCAGAACCUGGCUGUGACCGCACCCUCCUCAUGCCGAACGGUUACUGCCUGGACCGGGCCCCCGGCACCAACGGGCACCAUGGGGCGACUCCUUCCGCCAGCCCAAACCAGACUGCUCCGCCAUCACACAUGGAUCUAUGCCAGCACUACCACCAGUCUCUUCCUCCUCCAGAUUUGGUGUGGGACCGACAGAGUGGCCCGCCGCACUACCUACACCGCUCCUGCACGGAGGCUCCCUCUUCCCGACACAUGUGUCCAUACCCGUCCCCGGAUCUCACCCCACUCUCUCACCACCCUCUGUCUGCGCCGGGUCGCCUCUGCUGUCGAGACGAUGAAUACGGCCCCUUCCAUCACCCUCCUCCGCCUCAUAGCCACCACCAUCCCCACGCACACCGCCCCAAACCAUCCACCAGCCCCACCUAUCAUGACAUCAUGCUGAUGGACGGUCUGCCGGCCCCUGGCUGCCCUUGCCGGGACUGUGCAAUCAGGAGAGACGACUAUCACGGCAUGAGGUUGGACCGAGGAGACAGCUUCCACUGGGAUAGAGAGGUGGAGCUUCAGCAAAGGGAGGUGGAGCUUCGGAGAGUCAGGGACGCAGAGUUACCCAGAGGGUCAGAGGUCCACUGGGAGCGGGAUCCUGGACCGAGGCGAGGCAGAGAGCUGUCCCUGCACUGGGAGCACGACAGGGCGGCAGAGCUGCAGUGGGAGAGGGACAGAGAAGCCGAAUAUUGGCACAGGAGGGCCACCGUCGCCGCAUACGGCCCACAGGGUCACGACCUUCCAGCGUUCACUUUCGACCCGUUGCCAUCGGGUCACCCAGCGUAUCCAGAGGCCUCGAGGUCUCACGCUCACUCUCACCUGGAUCUGAAGUACAGCAGCAGCAGCAGCGGUUACCAGACGCCUCGGCAGGUCUGCCCUUGCUCGCCCUACCAGCCCUCGCCGUCUGAGAGCAGGGGCUAUGCUUCAGGCUACCAGUCUGAGUCCACGUCCCCGCUGCCUCCAGCCUCCUCCAUGACGGGGCCCUGCAGCCACAGCAACGGGCCGGCGGAGCGAAACCAGAAUCACCAUCACCAUCCAGACUCGCAGCAGUCGUACAGCUCUGACUCACACACCGAUGGCCUUCGUAGCUCUGGUGAAAGUGUGGGCUGGAGGGAUCACAUCACCCACGGAUCGUUUAGGCGGGUCCACAGAGAUGCCCACGCCGCAUGCUCCACGCCAUCUGACAUGUCUGGACCGUCCACUCCUGUCCACACCAGCAGCCCUUUGCGCACAGAGGAAAGCCCCAGUCCCGGAGGAAGGGAGGACGAGAUUCGGACAACCGACAUCAUCGAUAGCAACUACGAGGUUUCCCAGCCGCAGGACAGACAAUAUCGAGCUGAUAACGUCAUCCAGGAAUCCUCGGAGAGCCAAAAAAGUAGCAGCACAGAGCCGUCGUCCGCCAAAGACAUGCAGUCGCACAGGACCACGACUGUUCAAACCGAAGGCCACAAUCACUGCACUGCACAGACGGACCAGUGUCCUACAACACCCGUCCAGCAGCACCGUAGCCCAGACAUGCCCUCGGCUUCUUCAUUUGACUCUGUGACACCUUCCACAUCAAACCAGGGACACUGCCAGGCACCGCCGUCUCCUGUUCGUGUCCUGCCUUCAGUUGACACACACCCCCAACCUGGACCUCUCACACUUCAGACCUCACACCCUUCAGAGGCUGCGGCUCUGCCUUCCACUGUGGCACCGGCAGCAUCCCAGCCUCAGAGCCAGACCCCGACCCAGGCCCCUGGUUCUGAGAGAUCAUCUCCGACCAGGAAAGCUCUCCCCGAAAGUCUGAAACCCUCCAACAGCCAAGCCCCUCCCACCCUAGCUUCACCAUCAUGUCAGCCAGCAUCCAGCAGCAUGGAGGGUUCCCCUGUCUCAGACACCCCUGUCCCUGGUUUCGCCACCCUGGGUAGGAGGUUGAUGUUGAGUGGAUCUGACUCCCAACACCUGAACCAUUUCCAGCAUCAGGUGCCCCCACACCAUGCUUACCCAGCCAUGGAGCACAGUCCUGCUCUGGACAGGAGGCCCUGCUACUCUGGUCACACACCACAGCUUCACCCGUCUUCCUACUCCAACUACUCCACCAUCUCCAUCCCCCUGCCGCACCCACAACCUCCACUGCCGGAGAAGCGCCACCCGCCCGCCCAGGCGGUCUCGCCCAGUAACGGGACGGGGACUCUGAGGUCAGCUGAGGGCCAUGUGGCUCACUCUGCCUCCAGCUCCUCCCAGCAUCACCACCAUGUCACGUUCUCCCCUGAGGUGGGGGAAAUUGCGCUUCCUGCAGACCACAGCGUGGAGUCGGACAACGCAAACAGGGUCAGUGUGAAGUUUGUCCAGGACAGUUCGAGGUUCUGGUACAAGCCUGGUAUCUCCAGAGAGCAAGCGAUUGCAGCACUGAAGGAGAGAGAGCCAGGAACUUUCCUGAUCAGGGACAGUAAUUCUUUCCAGGGAGCUUACGGCUUGGCCCUGAAGGUGGCGACGCCUCCUCCCAGUGUGAACAACCACAGCAGCAAAGUGAGUGAUCCUCUGGAACAGCUGGUCAGACACUUUCUCAUAGAAACGGGCCCUCGAGGAGUCAAGAUUAAAGGAUGCCAGAAUGAGCCCUACUUUGGGAGUCUGUCUGCGUUAGUCUACCAACACUCCAUCACACCCAUUUCUUUGCCGUGUGCUCUGAAGAUCACAGAAAAAGAUCUGAUUGGUGAAGUGCAGGAGCUUCAGCCAGUGAGUAACAUCAGCACGGCUGCUGACCUGCUCAAACAAGGAGCAGGUGAGUUUUCCCCAUUUCAUGUCGGCGUGGGUUUCCUGGCCGCCACCUGCUCCGCGUCUGAACAUAAGCAUAAUCGGAGGCGAUAA